AUGACGGGACAUUGGUCGCGUACUUGUCGUACCGCUAAACACCUGGUGGACUUUUACCAGAAGUCGAUUAAAACAAAAGAAAAAGACAUUGAGACCAAUCAUGUCAUGAGCGACUAUGAUGAUGAUGCUAGUGGUGCUGAAGACUUUGCAGACAUGGACCUCGCUGAUGUUUUUGCCCAUCCUGAAGAUGGAGUUGAACAAGUUGGAAAUGAUGCUUUUGUGACAUAUGGUUUUUCAAGUUGGAAUAAGACCGAGAGAUUGGCUUCUCAUGUGGGUGAUGUCAAUAGUUUUCAUAAUAAUGCGCGCAAAAAAAGUGAUGAUUUGAUGAGGCAGGGACUACCUUUUCGCGACCACGAUAAGUCAGAAAAUUCUGAUAACAAAGGAAAUUUUUUGGAACUUGUGAAAUAUAUUGCAGAACAAAGUGAUGUUGUGAGUAAGAUAACCCAAGAUAUAAUGCAGGAGAUUGGUCAUGAUAUGUUUGGGUUAUUAGUGGAUGAGUCUAGUGAUGUUUCACAUAAGGAACAGAUGGCAGUAGUUUUUCGUUUUGUUGAUAAGAAUGGGAUAGUGAAAGAGAGAUUCAUUGAUCUUGUUCAGAUGAAAGAAACAUCUGUCUUAUCUCUGAAGUCUGCCAUUGAUUCGUUGUUUGCUAAAUAUGGAUUGAGUUUAAAAAAAGUUAGAGGACAAGGAUACGAUGGAGCAAUUGGAGCUUCCUGCAAAAGAAAAGACAUGAUUCGGGAAAAUCAUCGAAUAAGAGUGAACGAAGGAAUUAAUAAUGGUGAGAUUAGUAUAGGAAAAAGGUUGAAUCAAGAUAUUACUCUCCAGAGACCUAGAAAUACAUGUUGGAGAUCUCAUUACAAAACAUUAUUGCGCUUGGUUGAGUUAUUUUCUUCUAUCAUUGAUCUUCAAGAAUUUAAUGAUCGAUUCGACGAGAUAAAUUCAGAAUUGCUCAUUUGCAUGGCAACUUUGAGUCUCGCUGACUCAUUUCGUGAGUUUAACAUAUCAAAUCUGGUGAAAUUAGCUAGAUUUUAUCCCGAUGACUUCAGUUCUUUGGAGCAUGUAUUUCUUCAACAUGAACUCAGAAUCUACAUCGACAAUUUGAUGGAAGAUGACAUGUUUUCUAAUUUGACUACUAUUGGAGAUCUUGCUCGUCUUAUGGUGGAAACAAAGAAACAUCUUUCUUAUCCCUUGGUGUACAAGCUUUUGAAAUUGGUUUUGAUUUUACCUGUUGCCACCGCGACGGUUGAGAGAUGUUUUUCAGCGAUGAACUUUGUGAAGACAGCUUUGCGCAACCGGAUUGGUGAUCCGUUUUUGAGUGAUUGUCUAGGGGAACGUAUAGCUGUCUCUUUUUCCCUUAUCAGGUUUUAUUCCAUUGGAUUUUACUGA
This is a messenger RNA of Tarenaya hassleriana, 1383 nucleotides long. RefSeq lists its product as uncharacterized. The coding region runs from base 1 to 1383 and encodes 460 amino acids. Gene Ontology annotation, molecular function: protein dimerization activity. Lineage: Eukaryota; Viridiplantae; Streptophyta; Magnoliopsida; Brassicales; Cleomaceae. The transcript is spliced from 7 exons. The record is from RefSeq and is a predicted model, not a curated record.